Molecule: messenger RNA, 1071 nt
Organism: Rosa chinensis
Lineage: Eukaryota; Viridiplantae; Streptophyta; Magnoliopsida; Rosales; Rosaceae
Exons: 2
Cellular component (GO): plasma membrane
Source: RefSeq, a predicted model, not a curated record
AUAGCCGCCCAGAAUUUCAACACAAACAAACAUGGCAUCAUCAUCAAGAGCCACCGCCAACUCCCACAGACCCGCCACCGCCCACGCCAACGGGCCCACCGCAAACGGCGACCACCACAGGCCCACCGCAAACGGCGACCACCACAGGCCGUCAAACCACAGCCACAGCAGGGGCAGCGGCAACGGGCACCAGCACUACUACCCCCAACGACGCCGUAUCGGUCGUCGUCCUCGUCGGCUUCGUUCAGAGGCUGCUGCUGCUGCCUCUUCCUGCUCUUCUCCCUCCUGGCGCUCCUGGUCCUGGCCGUCGUGCUCGUGAUAAUCCUGGCCGUGAAACCCAAGAAGCCGCAGUUCGAUCUCCAACAAGUAGGAGUCCAGUACAUGGGCAUCAACUCGCCCAAUCCCACCACCGACCCGAACCCGGCCUCCUCCGCCUCUCUCUCCCUCAGCAUUCGCCUGCUCUUCUCCGCCGAGAACCCCAACAAGGUCGGAAUCAAGUACGGCGAGUCCAGGUUCACUGUCAUGUACCGCGGCAUCCCUUUGGGCAAGGCCUCCGUCCCCGGCUUCUUCCAGCAGGCCCACAGCGUCAGGCAGGUCGUCGCCACCAUCGCCGUCGAUCGCGCCAAUCUCAUUCAGGCCGACGCCGCCGACUUAAUCCGCGACGCCUCCCUCAACGACCGGGUCGAGCUCCGGGUCUUGGGUGACGUCGGCGCCAAGAUCCGCGUCUUGAACAUCGAUUCCCCUGGCGUUCAGGUUUCUGUGGAUUGUGCAAUCGUUAUAAGUCCAAGGAAGCAGUCUCUUACUUACAAGCAGUGUGGAUUUGAUGGAUUGAGUGUUUAGCACUCAUUCACCUAACAGUAACAAGUCCUCACUCUCUGGGUUUUUUUUUUUCGUUCUUUUAAUUUGGACUCUUCAAAUUGGGAAGAGAAAUGAAAAGGUAAAAAAGCAGGGGGGGGUAAAACACAAACAAAUCCCCCGAGUGAAUGGAGAGGUAGUAGUUUUAACAGCAAAGAGGAAAAGGAAGGAGAAGAAGAUUCACAAAUCUAGGAAUUCCAAAAUCCUUACUCCCAA